AUGACCAUCCUCCAAUAUGUAGAUGAAGGAAUGCACAUGUUUACAGGUACCACCGUCAUUGCCUGCUGUCGGAACCCAGGCGGUGCAGAGGAGCUUAAAAGUGUUCAGUCGGAACACCCAAGCCUCAUUGACGUAGUGCAGCUUGAUGUGACGAGUGAGGGGGCAGUGCAGGCAGCCGCUCAACACAUACAGCAGACCCAUGGCAAGGCACUGGACCUUCUCAUCAACUGCAGUGCCAUUCUCAGCCCCUCAGGACGUGGCGAGACCAGCCUGAGAGACGUUUCCAUGAAGGCACUUCAAGACACAUUCAACGUCAAUGCCUUUGGUCCCCUGGUGAUGGCGAAGUACUUUGGUCCACUCCUGCAGGCUGGGCAGGGCAGUGUCGGCAGGCAGGCAGCGGAGGCCAAACACCAGCACGCAGCAGUAGUGGUCAACAUGUCAGCCAGGGUCGGGUCCAUUGGGGACAACAAGCUCGGCGGAUGGUACAGUUAUCGCAUGUCCAAGUCUGCUCUCAACAUGGCCACCAGAAACCUGAGUAUUGAAUUGGGACGUGGGCGAAAGAAGGUUAUUUGUGUGGCCCUCCAUCCAGGCACGGUGGACACAGCUCUCUCUCGGCCGUACCACAAGAAUGUACCUGCCGACAAGCUCUUCUCUUCUCAGCAGUCUGUCGGUUACCUCUUAAACAUCAUUGACAACUUGGCUAUUGGUGACUCGGGGAAGUACUAUGGCUGGGAUGGUGAGGAGAUUCCAUUCUAGUGUGUUUUGGAUUGAGUUGUGUGGUUGUGGCUUGUGUAGUGUUGAAAAUGAGAGGUAGAUUAAGUUAUGGGGUAAAAGAAGAGAUGGUAAAAGGAUUGGUGGAGGUUUUCUAGUAUAUUUGGAGGUUUGGAAAGGUUCUAUUAUGGUUUGUAGAGAGUAGAAGAAGAGAAGAAAAUUUAGUUAUAGAGUGAAGGGAGACAAGUUGGUAGAAGAAGAAUAAAUGGAAGUUUUCUCAUAUGUUUUGAAGUCUGGCAAUGUUGUACAGUUGUGGUUUUGUGUAGUGUAGAAAAAGAGAAGAAGAUUUAGUUAAGGAUUGAAGAGAAGUCAGUAAAAAAGAAAGAUAAAAUGGAGUUCUUUCUAGUAUAUUUUGAAGUCUCGAAAGUUCUACAGUUGUGGUUUGUAUUGGGUAGAAGAGAAGAAGGAAUGAAGAGUUCAGUAAAAGAAAGAAAGAUGGAGUUUUUUUCUAGUAUAUUUUGAUUCUACAGUUGUGCUUUGUGUAUUGUAGAGAAAGAGAGAAAAUUAAGUUAUGGGGAUGAAGUAUGAGAUAGUAAAAGAGAUAGUUUUUCUCUAGUAAAAGAAAGAUAGUUUUUCUCACAUUUUGGAGUCUAGCAAGGUUGUAAGAUUGUGAUUUGUGUUGUGUAGAGAAAGAGAGAAUAUUAAGAUAUGGGGGUGAAGGAAGAGAUGGUAAAAAGAAGGGGUAUGAGUUUUGGAUUUGUAAAUUUUAAGACACAAAUGGUUUUUCUAAGAGAAGCUAAUGUAGGUAGAUCUUGCAAACUGACACCUAUGUUAUCUCAGGGAGUGUUGACCUAAUAUACCUGUGAUUAACUACA
Portunus trituberculatus (swimming crab) is the source of this 1586-nucleotide messenger RNA. RefSeq names its product C-factor-like. NCBI's taxonomy places the organism in Eukaryota, Metazoa, Arthropoda, Malacostraca, Decapoda, Portunidae. The record is from RefSeq and is a predicted model, not a curated record. Bases 1 to 756 code for a protein of 251 amino acids. The transcript has 6 exons.